Helianthus annuus (common sunflower) is the source of this 858-nucleotide messenger RNA. RefSeq lists its product as uncharacterized. The transcript is spliced from 3 exons. The record is from RefSeq and is a predicted model, not a curated record. Bases 289 to 699 code for a protein of 136 amino acids. Lineage: Eukaryota; Viridiplantae; Streptophyta; Magnoliopsida; Asterales; Asteraceae.
CCUUCUUUCUACACUCACACAAAGCCCAUAACAGACUUUACCCUCUCCCUCUCUGUCGUUUUUAUACACACAUACACAAACAAAUGAAACCUUCACACUUCUCCCUUGAUUACAUACAUCAGACAUAAACUUGAGCUUCAUCUUCUCAACAAAUACACACAUUAAACCCCAAUCAGUCACCUUCUCCCUCUCGAUCUCCCAUUCCGGCGACCGGCAGGCGGAGCCGCCGCCUCUCACGGCGGUGGCGAUGGUGAUUUUGUUCAACGAGAGACACCCCCCUUUUUACGGAUGACAUAUCGGAGCACCACCACCACUGUCCGGUGGUGGUGCAGCGGCCACGAACGGAAGAGAGAGAGAGAGAACCGGAGGUGGGUGGUUCGAGGAGAGAGAGAGAGAACGGCAGAGUCAGGCGGUGCAUCGCCGCCGCUCACGGCGGCGGCAGGGGCGGUGAUGGUGGUUGGUUCCAACGAGCUUCUCCGGCGACGGCAGCAGAGUUCGGGUUCAGGUUUUGGGUUCCAGGUACGGGUCAAACAGUGUUCGGGUCAACCCCCGGUCAAAGAUGCUCAACGGUGGUCAAAAGUAAGACUCGGCCAGUUUCGGCUUUCUUUCGGUUCGGUCAACAGAAGUCAGCAGCAGAUCUGUGCAGUUGCGGGUUUUGAGGACCGAGUCGACUCAGUCAAACCGAGUCAACUCAGUUGACCCAGUCAACUCAGUCAACGGUCUGACACGAAGAUUCGGUAAAAUAUUUAGAACGAAUAAUUAUUCAUGUUAAUUACAAGGUUUUAGAACGAAUAAUUAUUCAUGUUAAUUACAAAGUUUUAUUUAUUUUGUGAAACGAGCUCGAACCGAUUCGGAUUA